AUAACCUCCCAAACAUUAUCCCAAGCAAACAGGGGCUGGCUGGGGGAACACGGUGAAUCAAAACAAUCAUCCUGAAAGAGCAAAGUGAACAAGCACAUGAGGUGCAUCCAGCUCCAAUCUUCAUUGCUUUCCCAUUCCUUGCAUGCAAAACACAAACCCAAGCUACAUCAUAUCAUGCAGAAGACCCAAUUAUUUUGGCUUUCUACCACCCACCAACCUCCACGGGGCCAUCACCUCCCUUCAGCAAGCUCAUUGAGUACCAAGGCACUCUCACAUUGUGUAGUCGUUGCUAAUGCUAUUACCCCCCCAGCCAAAUCCGGUGACAUAUCCACCUUGCUUCCAAUAAGUGCUGUGCUUCUAUUAGUGUACUUCGUAGGGAAUUUUGUCGUGCCAGGUUUCCUUACCAAGUCUUUCGGAUAUGAUAACUCGAACGAAGACCAGGAAAUUGAUGAUGGAGAUGAAACAGAAGAAGAUGAAUAGACAGCUACAGCCAAGGAAGAAACAGGAUUACUAAAAUGUGAGAAUUGAGCUUACCAUGCUUCACCCAUACUGCAUAGUUGUUUGAAUUUGUCUUUUGUUUGCCUUCAGAUUACAAAAACAUUACCCAGAGUCAUUUGUGUUGGCCCUUAUUACGUACGGUAUCAGCUAUUCUAGACUUGGUAGCGAUUACAAUUUCAUGAAACCAAAUUGUUCCUGCCCUUGCUUCGGCGGGAUUUCUAUCUUAAU
Messenger RNA from Abrus precatorius (Indian licorice), 726 nucleotides. RefSeq lists its product as uncharacterized. The transcript is spliced from 2 exons. Bases 97 to 480 code for a protein of 127 amino acids. The record is from RefSeq and is a predicted model, not a curated record. Lineage: Eukaryota; Viridiplantae; Streptophyta; Magnoliopsida; Fabales; Fabaceae.